Molecule: messenger RNA, 1112 nt
Organism: Cladocopium goreaui
Lineage: Eukaryota; Dinophyceae; Suessiales; Symbiodiniaceae
Source: the annotation of a GenBank genome assembly
UGCCAAUGAAUCACUAAAAACAGUGCAGUGCCGUGAAUUAAGUUGCCACAGCUGGUGGUUUCUCAACUUUCCACAGGUCUGUUUUAUUUUUGUGGUGCCUCAUUCUUAAGUACGCAUGAUCACUUCAUCACGUGUCAAUGAUUUUAGGGUUUCUGCGAUGAGCAUUCAGCAUUCUGGCUCAGGCUCAGUUCGUACUUCGUCUUUAGGAUAUCACUUCUCUGCAAUGGCAGCAGUUGAAACAGUGUGCUCUCGAUGCCAGGGUAAGGGACAUCGUGCUGCUGAUUGUCACCUACCCUUCUUCCGCAGUUGUCAGUACUGCAAGACUCCGGGUCACACUGCCAAGGAGUGUCCGCUCUUGCGACACUGUACUUACUGCAAAUGCGAGGGUCAUACCAAUCGCAACUGCGCCAAGCUACUGGCGAAAAGAGCCAAGGCACGAGCGUCAGAUGACUCAAAGAGUGAGACUUCCGAGGCCAGCAAUGGUCAGUCUGGUGUGAGCACAGCUUCAACAUGGGCAUCAUCACCUCCCAAGAAGCAUUGGAAGCAAUGGACUGAACCACAGAAACGUUGGAUGCAAGCCUUGACUGAAGAUGAAGAAAAACAGGCACGCAAAGUCGAGAAGAAGCUGCGCGAGAUUGCAGCUCUGGAAGCUCGGCUUGCUGAAGGGGAAACUUUGGAGGACUUGCAGCAGAAGAAGGUUGACAAGAAGUCAGAGUUUGAGGAUUGUGAGGUCAUGCGCAAGUUGCGCUCUGGCUAUAGACGAUGUGAGCUACCAGCCAAGAGCCUGAUGAGGCAAAGUAACGCCCAGGUGUGUCCAGGCGUGUCAGAUAUGAGCUAAGAAACGUAGAUGCAUAAUGAUGCAAAGUUUGUAGAUAUUUAUAGAUGAUAGAUGUUUAUAGUUGCUUUCACCCGAGGCCCUUGCAGCAUCCUUUGUGCAGUGUACAGAUGCAGUCUGGAGUUAGCUAGCUCAUGACUUGCCUUGAUCACUUUGCAUUCAGUAGAUCUUCCCACUUUGCAAGUUGAGUCUGGACUUGUGUACAGCAAACAAGGAACACGACUAGGAGACUAGACAUUUAGAAUCAUUUCGAUUCUUUGGAUUUGCUUUUGUAUGG